Gadus chalcogrammus (walleye pollock) is the source of this 6970-nucleotide messenger RNA. It is a transcript of the gene sh2b3, whose product is annotated as SH2B adaptor protein 3. The record is from RefSeq and is a predicted model, not a curated record. Gene Ontology annotation, cellular component: plasma membrane. Lineage: Eukaryota; Metazoa; Chordata; Actinopteri; Gadiformes; Gadidae. Bases 336 to 2630 code for a protein of 764 amino acids. Gene Ontology annotation, molecular function: transmembrane receptor protein tyrosine kinase adaptor activity. The transcript has 8 exons. Gene Ontology annotation, biological process: intracellular signal transduction.
AGCAUGAGGAGCGCGCGGACCUCGCGGCACAUUUUGACGAGUCGCCACUUUUUUUUUCCGCGCAUAAGUUUCCUUCCUGAAAGUUUGGGUGAAGAGGGAUCUACUGCAUGUAUUCAAGGCGAUAGAGGUGCUAGCAGAAGAUGUAGCAUGCAAGUUCCAUUUCUAUUCCAUGUGUAUGUCUUCUUCACCGACGACGACGUCUGUUUGAAGUACUUUAAAUGCUUCGCAACGCAUUUCCGUUAUGCGAAGUCCAACUUUCUGGUUUGUCGUCGUGCAGUGGUGGGUGCCUGUCCAAGAUAACGGAGAACUGAUUCUCAGACGGUCUGGUUACUGCAAUGAAUGGUAACACUGUCCAUCCAGCCAACACCACCACCACCACCGCCACACCGGGAGGAGGGGAAGGCGGAGGCCCGGGCCUGGCAGCUCCCCCUAGAGGCUGGAGGGAGUUUUGCGAGCUGCACGCUAUAGCCACUGCGCGGGAGCUGGCCCGACACUAUGGCAGCUUCGCCAGAGAGCAGCCGCCGCAGGACGCCAUCACACCAGAGACCUUCUCCAAGCAGUUCACCCAACUCUUCCAGCAGCACUUUUGCUACGAGGUGGGCAAGGAUGGAGCAGAAGCCCUCCACCCCACCGUCGGUUGCCCCGCCGCAAACGAGAGCAGCCCCCCCCCCGCUCCGGUGGGCCUUCCCUUCCCUUCCCCCCCGCAGGCCGUGAUUGGCUGCCGGCUGGCAAACAACAACAUUAACGCCCUGGACUACCGGGAGGCGAGGCGGCUGAGUGGCGCCUCGCUCUUCGCCGUUCUCCCGCCAAAGGCUGAGGCUCACGCGCCGAUUCGGGAGCAGGAGCUGCCCCUGCGCUGUUCGGCGCCCAGCCCCAUGUCGGGGAGCCCGGGGGCGCUCUUGGGUCCGAUGCGCGGCGGCAGCAGGGUCUUGCCGCUGAUCCGCAGCCUCAGCAGCGAGGGGAUCUCUGGGACGGAGCGCUGCCAGGCCACCGAACGGUACUCUUGUGACGCCACAGGCUCUGGGCCCGCGCACGCCGAGGUCACACACUUCUCGGUGCGGCACAUCCAACAGAGCGUGAGUGCACUCUUCAAGAGCCGCCCCGUCCCCCCGGCGCCACACCCCGGCGCGUCCCCCCUCAGCGCCGACGCCGGCGGUCCGCGCGUGAACGGCGACAGCGUGGGAGGAGUGUCUUCAGCGGCGGAGGAGGAGACCCCUCUUUUAGCCUCCUCUCCAGUCACCUCCUCCUCCUCCUCCUCCUCCUCCUCCGGCUCCAACCCUGAAGCCACGGCCCCCAGCAGCCCGCAGCGCAGGUCGAUGGGGGCCGCUCAGUUCUUUGAUCGCUUCCGUUGGAGACGCAGCGGGCUGCAGAGGCGCGCGGAGGCGAGCAGCUGUUGUAAGGAGGGUCAGCUGAGGUACCUGCUGGUGGAGGACACCAUCUCGGACACUUCGCCCCUCUGGCAGCGCUGCCGCCUCCUGGUCAGGAGGACCAGGGACACGCACGGAGGCGGAGGGGAGCGGUACCAGCUGGAGCUUUAUGAUCCUCCGAAGGCCUCCAGUCCCAAGCUCUCAGCCCGAUGCUCAGACAUCCUUCAAGUGAGACGCUGCAACCGGCUGGAGAUGCCCGACAAUCUCAACACGUUUGUUCUAAAGGUUAGUCACUAUCCAGGAAGUCUGAUAUUCGAGACGGAAAACGAUCAGCAGGUCAGCUCCUGGACCACAGAGCUUAAAGAAUGUAUCAGCAACAGGCCUUUAAGUCUGGAUCAGGAGCCCCUCCCCUCGCCAUCAGACAACUCGGUCCCAGCCAAUCACAGAGGGAACACGGACACAGGAAGUCAUGGCCCCUUGACCUUCGCCUUGCCAGGGCUGUUGUACCACAAGACGGAUCACUUUCUGCGUCCCUACCCAUGGUUCCACGGGCACAUUCCGCGGGUCAAAGCCGCCCACCUGGUGCAGAACUCGGGCCUAGAGGGCCACGGAGUGUUCCUGGUCCGACAGAGCGAGACCCGCAAGGGGGAGUACGUGCUCACGUUUAACUACCGGGGCAAAGCAAAGCACCUGCGUCUGUCCCUCACCGAGCUGGGCCAGUGCCGGGUGCAGCACCUGCACUUCCACUCCGUCAUGGAUAUGCUCAGCCACUUCCGCGUCUGGCCCAUCCCGCUGGAGUGCGGCGCCGCCUGUGACGUCCGUCUGUCCAGCUUCGUGGUGGCCGGGUGCAGACCCGCGCAGCAAGGCCAGGUCUCUGGUGUGGUCCUGGUCCCCUUCUCCCUGCAUCGCUGGAGCUCCGAGCCCAGCUUGGCUCACUGCAGCCUGGCUAGGAGCCCCAGCCUGCCCCCUCCACUGUCCUCCAACGCAACUACAACGGCCGCCCCCGCCGCUCCUAAUAAUAAUAAUACCCCGGGGGGCGGGUCCCAGGCCAGCCAGCCCCCGGGGCCGCCACGCCCGGCCCACCUGGGAGCGGCCCCCACGCUGCCGGCCCCCGGGCCCCUGAGGAGGAGCGGAUCCAUGGGACGAAGGCCCCUCCUGCGUCACCCGCACCCCCCCCUCUUCCCCCAGCGGGACUCAGACUAUGAACUGGAGCCUGAGAGAGGACGCAAGCGUGCCAUAGACAACCAGUACAUGUUCGUCUGACCUAAUGACCCCCCGCGCUGCGCCGGGCUUCACCCACACCCGACAGAGCAUCACACACGACACCUCACAACCACCAACACCACACUUCUUCCUGCCAGCCUUCUGGGUGCAUGCCUGUAUGUACGCUGUGUUUGAAUGCAUUUUUAUUUUUUUUUUCUUUUUGUGUAUGUGUGUGUGUGCGUGUCUGUGUUUGUGCGUGUGUGUCUGUCUGUUUGUGUGUGUGAGAGAGCGAGAGAGAAAGAGAGAUAUUAGUUCAUAUGAAAUUAUCGUUGUUCACAGCAACACCCGUGAACUAGAGCUUAAAUCAAAACAAAAAAAACCUAAUCAAUAAGCAGCUUUGUGUCCAACAUGACCAGUGUUGCCACAGUUACCUUGAAAAAGUAAUCCGAUUACUGAUUACUAGUUACUCCUUAAAAUAGUAACUUAGUUACUUAACUGAUCACUUUACCCCCCCUGUCAACAAUUGCUUCCCCCCCGUCAACAGCUGGUCUUCCAACCCGGUCAGCAACUGGUCUUCCACCCCCCACCCCCCCGUCAACAAUUUUGCGCAGGGGGCUGGUAGGGGGGCAUCAGUACGUCUUGUAUACAGGGCCCAGAAUUUGGUGCUACGCCCCUGGGUGCACACCCUGCUUUUCAACCUUUAAUGCGUAGACAAAAUAUCACUGCGCUUUACGAGGCGAUCACCGGAAGCAGCUCCACACACACACACGCACACACGCAGCACCGCGCGACUAAUUCCGCCGCUAAUAACAACUGGUGGCGCGUGCUCUGGAGAAUCAAGGUCGACACACGCCUCUGAUAGAUUGAAGUCUUUGGAGACUUACGCUUCCCACGCACAUGCACUCUCACACAAACAGACGGACAGGCAGACAGACAGACAGACAAACACACACCACUCCAUCGCCCUCAACGCCAAUCGGUGAUCUGGUAAAAAAAUAGUAACGCACAGUGACUUUAAUCUGAUUACUGGUUUGGAAAUAGUAACGCGUUAGAUUACUCGUACUGAUAAAAGUGGUCCGAGGCCAGUAACGCGUUACUGGCAUCACUGAACAUGACACACACACAAAUACACUUGGUGCUGGGUGUUAGUGUGUUUCGGCAGAGAGUUGGGUACCAACAAGCUCUAUCAGAUGGGUCCACAAUGAAUGUACCUUUUUUUAAAUUGUAUUAUAGCAGGGAAUAUAUUCCUGUUUUUCAAGGAUACUGAGGUAAUCCAAAUCUUAUGUUGAGAAGUUGAUCAAACACUGGCUCAGCCAAUCAUCCUCUGAUGUCCCUCUCUUCUGUCUUAAGUCCUCUACAUAGUGGAUAGUAUUGUACGUCCCCUUCAGGUGUGUGUGUGUGUGUGUGGGUGUGUGUGCAUGUGUGUGUGGGUGACUUUAGCCUUGCCAAACACCAUGCCUGCAAGCCAGUCACCAAUGUCUGGAGGUAGUUCCCCUAGCUCUACGUAAGCGAUACAAAUUGAAAAUCUCUUGAGGUAAUCGUGAUGGUCACAUCACACUGCCAAUUCUCACACCCACAUCACCCACGUGUUUGUUUGUGUUUAGCUCAGACAGCAUAUGAAACACUCCCCUUCAUUAAACAAAUACGCAAUUACGCUAUGAACUAUGGUGGAGGCGGCCGGGGAGAUAAAGCCAAGGAAGUCUCACAUUGCCUUUUUUCAAAACGAUCAAAUAUAUCAGGGAUAAUCCUCCACGCCAACAAGACGGAGUGGCACUUAAGGUGCUCGACGCAACUCUCUGGGCUUUGUACAGCGCCGCUGUGUGCUGCCAUUUUUGUAUGACCAGGCAAUCAGUCACAGUAUUGAUCAGUCACAACUUGGGUCAAGGGUGUGAAACAAACACACAGCGCCCUCAUCUGUACCGUCUCUCCUGUUGUAUUGUUUUCUCAGUUAGCAUAAUUUUUGUCAUUGAAUGAAUGCACAUGAUUCCUUAACAGUGGGUGUAUAGAGGGUUCCUAUAAACAACAUGGACCCUCACUCCACUCCAGGGACUGUUGGGAGUGUUUGACCUGUGUUUGACCUCUUCACACCUCUAAAAUGUUUCUGAAAAGCAUCUACAAUGUUUGAUUCCAAAUUCCAAUGAGGUGUGUUUUAUUUUCCCUUUGGCUUCCAACGGCUCCUAUUCCACCUUCACCUUAGUUUUUAUUGUCUAUUUAUUGUAGGGAGCAAUGGGUCACACAUUAUGCACCUACCAGUUUUGUUAUAAAACUGAAGUAAGUAAACAGCAUUUAAGGGGGUACUGUCUGUAAAUGUGACUCACAGACUAGAUAUAUGCCUUAUAUAAAUGUGCCACAUAGAACAAUAAUAAAUAAAAUGAAUGCAGGUCCAUUUGGGCGAAAACUCUGGACAUAAAAAAGUGAACAGGAAGUUUUUUGCAAAACCAUAACAAGCGCUUUUCCUUCCCAUGUCUCUUAGUAUCCAUCACCCUCACCCCCCUCGAUCCACAACGCUUAACACUAACCUAGCUCGAUUAGUAGUAUAUGCUUGAUUCAUGAUGAAGCCUGCUCACUCACUGUCUCUCUUCCCCGCCGUGCAGUUCUUAGGUCAGGUAACUCAAGGUCCGUGUUCUCCGACUGGCUGCCCGUUCUUUCUAUCACACAUCGAUGUUUACUUAAUGAAUCGUACAAUGGUUGUAUUGUCUUAAGUGUUUUUGCUCGUCAUCACAAUUGUGAGUGAAAUCGUUCAGGUGUUUGUAACAUUGGGAGGGGUCGGAAUCAGAACAAAGAUGAGUUUGGACAAAGUACGGUUGUCUUCCCUUUUGCUGCGCUUCAUUCUGAACGCCCGAUGGAUCCUCGUUUGUCUAUUGGGUAUUUUCUCUGCAUAAAUGUUCAAAAGGAAAGCAACGGUAGUGACACCAACAGCCUUGUGUAUUCCAAUGCCUUUUUUUUUCUUUUCUUUUUUAACAAGUACAUUUUCCUAAACCAUGACAGACUUCCAAUCAAGCUAUAUAGAGAGCUGAUCAUUUGUAGCAUUAUUGUAUAUAUUGGAGGACAUGACCUAACCAUGUGAGUGUGGUUAGUUUUAAACUUGAGAACAUUCCCACAUACUAGGGUGUUGACGUUCAGGCUUUCAGACAUUUUGCCCUCUCCAAGCUCCUAACGGCAACCUUUGGUCUGGUGUGCGACCGUGUGCGUUUGAAAUGGUCCAGUUGAUGAAUGUGUGUUCUCAAUACUGUUCAUUCUGUGUUUGUUAUUCAGCACUGUAAACAUUCCACGUCAUUCUUCCCUCCUAAACAAUGACAUGUCAAAGCUUUGUAGUGGUUUCAAUAGCUUGUGUUCACGUCCCCUUUGACUUCUAAAUUAUAUAAAUAUAUAUAUAUUAUAUAUACAUAAACUGUAUAUUUGACGUUUUGUAAAAUAAAGCUAACCAAAAAUCAUUGAUUGUGGUUGAUUUUACCGUAUCAUUUUUAAUUGUCCUUUUUAAAGAUUUUGUAGAUAAUAGAUUUAAACCGAUUAAAAUGCAUUAUUGGCUAAAGUAAUACAAGUUACUUGUAUAAGAAUACAGGCACAUGUGGUUUAAAAAUGAUCAGUGUUGCCAGUUACCUUGAAAAUGUAAUCCGAUUACAGAGGUUGCAGAAAAAAUAUUUUAUUUAAACGGCCACAACCUAAGGUCAACGACGUUGCGAAAAAUAAGUCAUCGUAAUAAUUGUUCCUUAUUAAAUAAUGUAAGCAUUAAAACAAGGAUCACACCGACACAAUAAUUCAGUUUUUAAAACUUUUUUAUUGUUUUUUUAUUUUUUUUACUGAUUUUUUAAAUUAUUUAUAUUAUCUACAAAGUAAAAGUUUCUUUUUUUAACUUAAAAGUUACAUAAUGGUCGGGUGAGAAGUGGGAUCCAAUCACCUCGGCCAUCAUCGUUUCAUAAAUAACUGUUCUCCUCGUCUUCGGGCGCCAAAAAACGACUUUAAUAGUUGUGAUUUGGUUAGAAACUUGUCAUGUAACUGGAAACAAAUGCAGCACAUAGCAGCAGCAGCAAUAGUUAAACAGUAGGAUUAAUACUGUCUAGAAGUUGGAAGAUUUUUUUUUUCCAUAACAAGGUGCAGACAAAUACGUUAAGUUCCAGUUCUGUUAUUUACUCUCCGUUAAUUGCUUACUCUCUCUUGCUCCUCGCUCGGCAAGCUGACUCGAGUUUAAACUCCGUUAGGGACCCUCUCAAAAAUGUGUGUCGACGCUGUUUUUCUUUUUUAACGGUUAAGUCUGUAUGUACUGCAUAUCUGUGUCUGUAUGCCCAUAUCUUGAACAGCUAACAGGGCCAUAAAACAGUCGGUUCUUCCCGUUAAAUAUUAAUCUUGUUAAAAGGUUUCGUCACUGCAUCAAUCUGUUAACAUUCUCUUAUUGCCUAGAC